This is a messenger RNA of Effrenium voratum, 2922 nucleotides long. NCBI's taxonomy places the organism in Eukaryota, Dinophyceae, Suessiales, Symbiodiniaceae. The record is from the annotation of a GenBank genome assembly.
AUGACUGAGCUGAAGGAUUCCUCUGGGCGAGCGCGGUAUGCAGAUGUCAACCAGUGGCUGCUCAAUGUUCUCGCAGAGCCACACACCCAGAGCUGCUUGCAGGAGCUGGAGAAUGCUGUGACGGCCUGGCAUUCACCACCAACUUUGCUCACCUCCAUUCCUGCCGCCCCGUCCAGAGACGAGACCUUCAGCUUCGCAGUCGCCUGGAGAAAGCUUGGCUGGAAAGAAGACAAGUUCUGCCGCUUCGCGCCGUCCGUCCCCCAGGUCAUCGACUGCAGCACAUUCUUACUUGACAGGGAGGGCUGCAACUCCGAAGAGUCCCCCAUAGUCGUGUACUUUGAGGACGCUGCUGGAGUCGAGCUGCAGGAUGGUGUCAUUUGUGUUGAUUCUGGCUCUGGGUGCGUCACAGCGUGCCACAUGGUGCUGGCAGUGGCUGCACUGCGAGGGUGGCACCAGCAGCCAUACUUCCAGACCUUGGCCCCCUACCUGUACAAGUGCAUGUUCUUGACCUGCCGCUAUGUGUAUGCCAAGGACUUGACGAAGCGCCGGCGACUCUCUAUUGUCAAGAAGAACGAAGUGACACAAAGGACCAUUCUCGCGAACUGCGUGGCUGAGCGGGGGCAGGGCAGCAACCUGCCAUUGCGCAAACUGGUUGAGGCAGAGCUUAGCAAGCUGGACCAGGCUGCUGGUCGCUCACAAGCAGGACGCCUGUCCUCCGUGGAGAAGAAUGCGGUGACCUUCCUCUGCCUCACAACCGAGCCAAUCCGGCAGAAGGUCCGCCUCAUCUGGGGUGAUGAGAAGGUGGCCCACAGCGCGGUCCCGACGGAGUUCCUGGACAUUAAGGGGCAGGGGCGCUUCCUGAUGGAGACCACAGUGCCAGAGGAGAAGGCGGAGUGGCGGGAGCGGACGGCCCCUGCAGAAGAGAAGCUGUUGCUGUGGCUGGACCGGCUGUCUGAGGCCUUCAGCUGGCGGGCGCAGGAAGCUUACGAGAAGUCAGAGCGCCCAUCCAUGGACGCUGUCGCGCACAAGUUUCGGGACACUGAGCCAGAAAUUGUCUACAGGACUUGUUGCAUGUUCCUUGAGAGCAGCCCGGACCAGAUCGCCCUCAUGUCUUCUGAGCGACAGCAGCACUUGCUCCAAGACUUCUUGCGUGGCAAGAUCAGCAGCAUGGUCCCCUCAGCCAAGGCCAUGGACCCAACGUAUCGGCCAAGGACCCAUCUACGCUUCUUGAGGGAAGCCAUGAGCAUGGCAUCUGGUGAUCAACAGGCGCUGCAGGCAGAAGAAGCGCAGGCAGAAGCUACCAGGCUGGAGCUGAUCAGGGUGCGCUUGGAGGGAGCACGCACGGAGUUCGCCCAACACGUCAGCAAGAUCAGCUCCCAUGAGGAGCAGUGCGAGGUAAAGCGCAUGGAGGGGAAGGAGGCGGCCCAUCAGGCUCUCAGCAGCAUGCUGGAGGUGCACCUCCAGCAGCUGUACACGGCCAGCAGCAUGUCCCGCGCAGAGAAUGAGGCUGCCACGGUAGAGCUCAGGCGCAGCAAGGCGGUGUCCAUCCACCGGCCAUCAUGGAGGAAGUUUGUGGAGGCAGCAGGCCGGACAGCUGCUGAAGCGCCGCUCCCUGAAGGAACGGCCGCCGCUGAACAACACACCAUGCUGCGGCUGAACAUGAUCGAUUGCUGCGCUAUGGGGCCCACGCACACGCAGCUCUACCCAGAAAUGAUCGAGGAUGCGGCAAAGGAGGCCGCCACAUUCCCAGCCACGUUUCUCGGCAUAUGCAAGCUGCCGAAUGCCCCGCCAGGUAGGCUGUGCAACGCCGAUCCAGAGGCAGCUGUGGAGGAGGCGCAGAAUGCUGUCCUGGAGAAGUUGAAGGAGACCGCAAACCACUUCAAGGUUCAGGUGGUGCAAGUGCAUUACGAUGCUGACACUGUGAAGUCACCCAAGAGGAAAUAUUGGCACCCGCUUGCAGUCUUCACCUCGGAUGAGCAGGAAGCCAACGGCAGCUACAAGUCUUUGUUCAUGAAGCGCAGCAUUUGGGUGCGCGGGUCCCUGGGUAAGUUUGUGGAAUGCAUGAGCCGCGCAGACUACAGGCACUGGACGGCAGACUGCAGCAGCCUUGCCAACGUCCUGGCUGCGUCCGCAGACAAUGAGGUGAGUGACUUGCGGCAACACCACAGCGGCCUCCCCCUGAACUUGCAGCUCCUGAAAGCCUGCCUGCACGGUUUCUCCACCAAGCUAACAGUUCAGGUGCGCGACUGGACACCUGCCGAUGACACCUUGAGCCAAGCUUGUAUGGCGCUGAACUCUGAGAAGCCCAGGUCCCUCCCCCGCAUCGCCUACACGGCCACAGCCUGGGAACAUUUCUUGCAGAUUGGCGCUGGGAAGAGGCUGAUCUCCAACCUCAACACCGCGAUGGCAGCAAACCUUCGCAAGAUGGUGUUGAACCAAGAGUAUGAGCUGCCCGGCCUCCGAGCUGAGGACUUCAAGGCAAUCACAGGCAGCGUAGAUGCUGAGGAUGCCUCAAGCAGGCCCCCAAUGCCCACAAAGAUCCAAUACUGCGUACCCCGCCAAGCCAAGAAGCAGUGGGAGCUGCCAAUUUUGGCACAGGAGAUCAGCAAGUGGAAAGCUGACCUGCCCAGCAUGGUUGGGGACAUUGAGGACCUGGUGCAGCAGCACAACAAGCUGGUGAACCCUUCAGGCACAGCUUAUGCAGCAGCUGCAAAACACGAGGCAGCCACACCCAAGCAGGCUGAGGUGGGCCUGCCGUUCGACCGCACCAAGGCUCUUCCAGACCUCAAAUGCACCAGCUGGCGAGCGUUGGCUAAAGCCUUACAAGUUUCUAGCCUAUGGCCCCGGGAGAUUGGCAGGCAAUUGGAUUUGGAGCAGCCAGGCGCUGCCGCUGCCCCAAUGGCCAGCAUGCGCCCCUCAUGA